Messenger RNA from Ictidomys tridecemlineatus (thirteen-lined ground squirrel), 4659 nucleotides. It is a transcript of the gene Rpe65, whose product is annotated as retinoid isomerohydrolase RPE65. The record is from RefSeq and is a predicted model, not a curated record. Lineage: Eukaryota; Metazoa; Chordata; Mammalia; Rodentia; Sciuridae. Gene Ontology annotation, molecular function: retinol isomerase activity; all-trans-retinyl-ester hydrolase, 11-cis retinol forming activity; beta-carotene 15,15'-dioxygenase activity. Gene Ontology annotation, biological process: retinal metabolic process; zeaxanthin biosynthetic process.
UCCUUCAGCGGAGGGGCGGAGAAGGGUUCCCAAAGCCAUAACUCCUUUUAGGGGGAUUUAGAGGCAUACAAAAGCCCCUGGCUGAGGACUUGCUCCCUCAUUCCUCAGUCGGUGCCAGAAUUCUUGAUCCUGCACUGGGAGAAAAUGUCUAUCCAGAGCCAGAGGAACGAGUCUCCCCAUGAGGCCAGAAAGUCAAUGAUGCAUUCAGCAGAGAGUGUCAAUAGGGCAGGAGUGGAACACCCAGCUGGUGGCUACAAGAAGCUAUUUGAAACUGUAGAGGAACUGUCCUCACCACUCACAGCUCACGUGACAGGCAGGAUCCCUGUCUGGCUCACCGGCAGUCUCCUUCGAUGUGGGCCAGGACUCUUUGAAGUUGGAUCUGAGCCAUUUUACCACCUGUUUGACGGGCAAGCCCUCCUUCACAAGUUUGACUUUAAAGAAGGACAUGUCACAUACCACAGAAGGUUCAUCCGCACUGAUGCCUACGUGCGUGCAAUGACUGAGAAAAGGAUUGUCAUAACAGAAUUUGGCACCUGUGCUUUCCCAGACCCCUGCAAGAAUAUAUUCUCCAGGUUUUUUUCCUACUUUAGAGGAGUGGAGGUUACCGACAAUGCCCUUGUAAAUGUCUACCCAGUGGGGGAAGAUUACUAUGCCUGCACAGAGACCAACUUUAUUACAAAGAUUAAUCCAGAGACCUUAGAGACAAUUAAGCAGGUUGACCUUUGCAACUAUGUCUCAGUCAACGGAGCCACUGCCCACCCCCACAUUGAAAGUGAUGGAACCGUUUACAACAUUGGUAAUUGCUUUGGGAAAAACUUUUCAAUUGCCUACAAUAUUGUAAAGAUUCCUCCACUGCAAGCAGACAAGGAAGAUCCAAUAAGCAAGUCAGAGAUCGUUGUACAAUUCCCCUGCAGUGACCGAUUCAAGCCAUCUUACGUCCAUAGUUUUGGUCUGACCCCCAAUUACAUCGUUUUUGUGGAGACACCAGUCAAAAUUAACUUGUUCAAGUUCCUUUCUUCAUGGAGUCUUUGGGGAGCCAACUACAUGGACUGUUUUGAGUCCAAUGAAACCAUGGGGGUUUGGCUUCAUAUUGCUGACAAAAAAAGAAGAAAAUACCUUAAUAAUAAAUACAGAACCUCUUCCUUCAACCUCUUCCAUCACAUCAACACCUAUGAAGACAGUGGGUUUCUGAUUGUGGACCUCUGUUGCUGGAAAGGAUUUGAAUUCGUCUAUAAUUACUUAUAUUUAGCUAAUUUACGUGAGAACUGGGAAGAGGUAAAAAAAAAUGCCAGAAAGGCUCCUCAACCGGAAGUUAGAAGAUAUGUACUACCUUUGAAUAUCGACAAGGCUGACACAGGCAAGAAUUUGAUCACACUCCCCAACACAACAGCCACAGCGAUUCUGUGCAGCGAUGAGACCAUCUGGCUGGAACCUGAGGUUCUCUUCUCAGGGCCUCGUCAAGCAUUUGAGUUUCCUCAGAUCAAUUACCAGAAGUAUGGUGGGAAACCUUAUACGUACGCCUAUGGACUUGGCUUGAAUCACUUUGUUCCAGACAGGCUCUGUAAGCUGAAUGUCAAAACUAAAGAAAUUUGGGUAUGGCAAGAGCCGGAUUCAUAUCCAUCAGAACCCAUCUUUGUUUCUCACCCAGAGGCCUUGGAAGAAGAUGAUGGUGUAGUUCUGAGUGUGGUGGUGAGCCCCGGGGCAGGACAAAAGCCUGCAUACCUCCUGAUUCUGAAUGCCAAGGAUUUGAGUGAAGUUGCCAGGGCUGAAGUGGAGAUUAACAUCCCUGUUACCUUUCAUGGACUGUUCAAAAAAUCCUGAGCAUAAGAUGUGUUUAUGGUGACAAAACUAAGAAAACUAGCUUCAGUUCUGCAAUCAAAUUUGUUCAAUUUUAGCCUGCUAUAUGUUGUGUUUUUAACUUGCACAUGCACACAAUUUUUCAAUGUCUUAUAGAAGAUAUCUGACCAAACAAUCUCUUUAGAAAAAAGUAUUUUCUUGAUAAAAUAGACCAUAACUGAAAAAUUCUUUUAAUAUUUAGCAAUCAAAUAAGAAAUUAAUGUGGACUUAUUAAACUGAUUUUUGUUCCUAUAUAAAAGAUAAUUUUAGCUAUCUGCUCUAAUGUUUUUUUUUUUAACAUUUAAAACCCAAAGUCUUCUACAUACCUUAUUUGUAUGUAGCUUUGCUGAGUCAAGGCAAAAAGGCUUAAUUACUAAAGUAAAACCAAAAUUUCCAGGGACUAUCAUUUAAGAGUACAUAGCAAUUGCUCUGUGUAUAUGUAACUGCUUAAAGAUCCUUAAUGAACUUUAAUCUCUUUGUUCAAUUUUUUUCAAUUCCAUGCUUAAUUCCAUUAAAUAUUGGCAGUUGCUACCACUUCUGAUUUUGCAGUGAAAAAACCUAUGUCUCAUUGACUGCAGCCUCUCAAUCAAAUAACACCUCAGAGAUUAAGUUAUAUAUUUAAAGCUUAUUUAUGCCAACACAAGUAAAACAUUAGUAGUGACUAAUUUUUUAAAGCAGCAUAAAAUACAAAUAUCAAAUUAAAAUCUGAGUGUGGAAUAAUAUUGAGGGGUUAUAUUAUGUUGCCUCUUCUUUUUCAUUAUAUUUAAGCACUGUGCAAUCAUCUGACGGAAGGCAGAGAAAAAAAUUAACUCACUAACUUUCAAAUAUUAACACAUUUUAAACACUUUGUAUUUAAAUUGCUCUCUUCUGUGCUAUAGAUCACAAGAAAGAAUAGAUAGUGGCAAGCAAAUUAUAUUCUAUAUCUUAAUACUUGUAUUUAUUUUAUGCCCACAAGCAUUACAUAUUAUCAUAUCAUAUUUAAAAUGAUCAGCGUCAUGCUUGACUAGGUAAAAAUAGUUUGAAGGAACAGAUUGACCAGGGUACUUCAGACAUCCAUUUGAUUUCUCUAUUUAGAUAAGAUGAAAACUCAUUUUUUUAAUUUUAAAUACCUGUUGAAAUAUACUUCUUAAAGCAAAUCUAAAUAUAGAAAUAAAAUUUAGAAAGUAAAAUUGCAUAGUGCUCCUCUAAAUUCAGUUACUAUUAAGAUUUGAGUACUGGUCUUUUCAUCUUUUUCUCCCUGCAGAUUUUUAAUAUAAUCAUUAUUUGUCUGUGGAUAAUUUAGAAAUAAAUAAAAAUAUCAAACAAUGAAAAGGGAAAAUGCCAGAGAAUUAUGUAGAGCAUUCACUGUAAAUAAACAUCAGUCCAGCGCUUUUUGCCCCUAGACAGCACAUGGACAGAAUUUCACAAAGAAAGGUAUUUCUCCAUUUCUUUACAAAAUGCAAAAAACAAAUUACUAAAAAAAUUGCUAAGUUUUAGACUUCAAGUCUGAAUUUAAGAGAAUUCCUACAACUGUCACUUCCUUCACUUGCCAAUCACUCACUCCUUGGCUUUUUCCCAUUCAUUCUCCAUGAAGCAAGAGUCACAAUUCAGGGUAUCCACAUCUCCCUCUGUAGUAAGAUCCCCUUCUGAGAUGACUACAGUAUGAAGAAGGGACAGAGGCAGAUUUGACUAAAGUAUCAUUCUAUUAAAGCAUUUCACCAAAGUUGGAAUUCUCCAUCACCAUCAUUGCUAAUAUUAUAGCAAGAGAACUUAGGAUCUGCUUUACAAAUCCAAAGACGGAAUGUGAGCUUUAAAAACUUCAAUCAGAAUGAGGAAGACUUAACUCAAACAGAAAAGGUUAACUUAUAAAUUCAAACUGAAUAAAUUAAGGAAACUUCUUUCAAAGAAAAUGCCAUCCAUCUGGGUGAUUGAGAGAACUAUGUCCCAUAUAAAAACAAAUAAAUCUAAUUUAAGGGAAAAAAAGUACAACUGAAUUAAUGUAAAUCAACUUGCUAAUAAAUAGCUAUUUUUAAAAUAACAAGCUAUUUAGAAUCUUAUAGCUAAGGGGAAAAAGAAUAAAACUUUGGCAUAAUUCAUCAAAAAGUGAUUUAACUGAUAACUACCUCAUGGCAAACAAUCUAGACAGAGUCUCUGUACUAUGUUCUAAAGGAGAAAAUACCAACUGACAUCAAAGGGAAACUAUCUUCCAAAAAUUUUGUGUCAGUAUGACUUCAUCAGCCUACAGUCCAGUUUAAGAAUAAAAUGUUUUCUUCUUUCAGCCUGAGAGGAAGAGUGUAGGCACAUCCCCCAAGGAACACCAGAUCUGCUAAAUCUCUGUCUCAAUGGGAAAAUUAACUCUGAAAAACAGGAUAAAAGAAGCUCACACUACUGUGCACUAAGCACUUUUGUUCUUAUUGCUACAUUCAACAUGGUGCUGUCUUCACUAUUUUAAAGAUGAGACAGAGCUGAGUAUGGUGGUUCACACCUGUAAUCCUAGUGACUCUGAAGGCUGAAGCAGGAGGAUCAUAAGUUCAAAGCCAGCCUCAACAACUUACCGAAACCCUAAGCAACUUAGUGAGACUCUGUCUCAAAAAAUAAAAAGGGUUGUGAAUGUGGCUUAAUGAUUCAAGUGGUUAAGCACCCCUGAGGUUUAAUCCCCAGUUAAAAAAAAAAAAUGAGAAAGAAAUGCCAAGUUACUUUCCUAAAGAGUAAUAAAACUUAGACUGAACUGUAUGUUGAAAUGGAAAGCUUUCUGCCUGAAAAUUUGGUUUUUGAUGCCACUGAAAUAUUCCUAAUGAUUUCAAUUUUCUCUUCAAAUAAAACCAUGAUCAUUCUACUAAGUAA